AGGACCCCCAGACAGAGGACGGAGCCCCCGGGUGGGCUCGCUGUGGGGGUAACUGAGAGCCAAGGCCGUCAGAAGGCUAAGUGGUAGCCAGGUUCCCCUGGGGAGAUAAGGGGUCCGUGUCGGCCUGGGGACAAUGGGCUGGGUCCAGCCUGGGCCUCCAGCAACCAUGCUGGAUUCCUGUUCUUUCCAGAUGGACUCUAGGGUCUCUGAGCCCUGGGAGCAGGACCUGACAGAGGCAGGGGCAGAGCAGGAACUGCGGUGGUUGGAGCUGGGCUUCGAGGAGGCCCCAGGAGCUGGGACAGAGGGGCCCAGCGCCCCACAGGCCUGGGGGCGCCUGCUGCAGGCCGUGUGGAAGGGUCACAUGGGCCUGGUGACUCAGCUACUGCGGCAAGGGGCCAGUGUGGAGGAGAGGGAUCGCGCGGGCAGGACCCCGCUGCAUCUGGCCGUGCUGCGCGGCCACGUGCCGCUGGUGCGUCUCCUGCUGCAGCGCGGGGCCCGGGCCGUAGCUGCAGACCGCGUGGGGCGCACGCCGCUGCACGAGGCCGCCUGGCACGGGCCCUCGCGGGUGGCCGAGCUACUCCUACAGCGCGGGGCGUCAGCGAACGUGCGCUGUGGGGCCGGCCUCACGCCACUGCACUGGGCCGCCGCGCUGGGCCGCACGCUGCUGGCCAGGCGCCUGCUGGACGCACCGGGCCCGGGCCCCGCGGCGGCGGACGCACACGGCUGGAUGGCGACGCACUGGGCGGCCGCGGGCGGCCGGCUGCCGGUGCUCGAGCUGCUGGCAGCAGACGGUGGCGCGGGCCUGGACGGCGCCCUGCUCGUGGCGGCCGUGGCCGGGCAGUCGGCAGUGCUGCGCCUCCUCCUGACGCACGGGGCGCGGGUGGACGCCCGGGACGGCACGGGGGCCACGGCGCUGGGUGUCGCUGCCGACCUGGGCCGCCGGCAGGACAUGGAGGUGCUGCUUGAGCACGGGGCCGACUCAAGCCUCAAGGACAGGCAUGGCCGCUCUGCACUCCACAGGGCUGCUGCCGGUGGACAUCUGCUCGCCGUCCAACUGCUGGCCGCCUGGGGAGCAGACGUGGACGCUCGGGACACGUUGGGCCUCACCCCCCUGCACCACGCUGCCCGGGGAGGCCACAUGGAGGUCGCCGGCCACCUCCUGGCCAGGGGCGCGAAGGUUGACGCUGCUGGCUGGCUCCACGUGACCCCCCUGCAUCUUGCCGUGGAACGCGGCCAUGGCUCCACCGCAGAGCUUUUGCUGAGCCGGGGGGCCAGCCCCACCCAGAGGACACAGUGGGGGGAGGUGGCCCAGGAUCUGGGGCCUGCCGUCUAUGGAGAGCAGGAGGUGCCCCAUGGGCCCCAGGGCUGCAGGGCCAGAGCAGGACCAGAGGCUGCAGGCUUCCACGGCCUUCAGGGCGUGCAGGCUCCUCUCUGCUGGUCUGAGGCCGUCUGCCAGGGUGCACAGGAGAACACCCCAGAGGUUCCUGGAGAAGAAGGAAGCAGUGGCUGGAGCCCGAGCAAGAAGCGUGUGGCUGACCUGGAGCCAUUCCAGACUCCCAGGGCCACGUCAGCCCUGUAGCUUCAGCCCUGUGCACGCUCUUUGGCGGAGAGACUGAGUCGUGGCCACAGAACUGACCGAAACCCGAUGGGCUCCUGUUUGUGCGCCCCCCAGCGGGGUGCCAGCCUCUGUGCUCCCCCGGGCACACCGGUGCUCUUACUGUGUUUCCUUAGAUUCAGUAUUUGUCUCUCGGCACCCACUCACUGAUGACAGGGCCAGUUGUCCUCCUCUCCCCUGCUGUCCCGACCCAUGCCCUGAACGGCUGCCUUCUCUCACGUGACCAGCUGACAUCCCCCUGCCCGAAGUCACCCAGGGCCAGGCCUGCCUCUGUGCACCAAGGCCCACUGGAUUAUCAAACAAACCAAUCAGAAGCUGUUUCCCUGCGCUGCCCUGCCUUUCCUGCGGGAACCCCAAUAAAGGCCUGAGCCUUCCCCGGGCCCCUGCUCUUACCACCUGAUCGAAACUGCUGUUUCUGCCUGUGUCCCUGUGGGGCGUGGUGUGCCCUCCCCUCAGGAAAUGUAAGGCAUAAAAAUCUGCUUUCAGGAGCUUCCCUGGUGGUGCAAUGGUUAGGAAUCCGCCUCCCAAUGCAGGGGACACAGCUUUGAGCCCUGGUCCGGGAAGA
Molecule: messenger RNA, 2180 nt
Organism: Aethalodelphis obliquidens (Pacific white-sided dolphin)
Lineage: Eukaryota; Metazoa; Chordata; Mammalia; Artiodactyla; Delphinidae
Gene: ANKRD65
Product: ankyrin repeat domain 65
Exons: 3
Coding region: 134-1579 (481 amino acids)
Biological process (GO): positive regulation of transcription by RNA polymerase II
Cellular component (GO): nucleus
Molecular function (GO): transcription cis-regulatory region binding; protein binding
Source: RefSeq, a predicted model, not a curated record